UUGGAUAAAGCGGUCUUGGAUAAUGGCCGUGACGUGGAAAAGUGUAAACACACAUGCGAUGAGAUCAUGAACCUUUUUCUUCAUGGAUUUGGACUUUUACUUAUUAUCAUUAGUUGUGCAGCAUUCCAGGAUGACGUGAUAAUACCCGAAGACUGGGUCGAGCCUCAUGCUUGGGCGUCCGUGCAGAAGGUGUCCGGAACACGUAAUAAAGAUGCCACCAAGGAUGCCACGGACAAACCUGAGCCGCGCGAAAGCUGUCCUGUGGAUGAGUCGCUCGUAUUCUACAGAAGACUGGUGAAUUUCCUCUUUGACACAUCGAAAUUGCGCAAAAGUCCGGAUGGGGAUCAAAUGUUCCGUUCCCUUCACCUGCUCGUCACACCGAAGAUUUUGGAGAAGCUGAAAGAGGCUCGGACGGCCAGAGAUCUCGACAGUGUGGUGUUUGAGGUGAUUGAACUGUCGCGGGAUGGAAAGCUGCAGCAGGCGAAGGAGAUUGUGAUGUCCUACGUGGAAAUUUUUACCUUCUACCUCAACGAAAUCUACAAUUCAGACACUCUUCUCUUCAUCACUCUCGCCAUGACAACUCUCAGUUUUGUGUGGUUCGUGAGUCGUCGGAUGCAGAGAAACAUUGUCCUAGUCUUUAUCCUCACCAUUGUGGCCAUCAGCUACUUGCUGAUGUAUAUGGACUGCAACAGGAGACUGGAGAUCAAGAAGCUGCUGCAGCUGAAUCGUGAGAAUGAGGGGAAUCCUUGUGAGGUGACGUCGUCCUGGUCUUUAUGGUCUUCACGGUCUUCAUACUCUGAGGAUGAAUGCAUGAAGCACCUUCUGAAGAAGUUCGGUCCUCAGCGGAGCAUUUGUGGCCCCACGGAGGUUCUGCUGGAGUUCUUCAGUCACAUUACAAUGGAGCAGUUCAGCACAUUCGUCUACAAAGCUGCAACAUCAUUCAAAGAGAUCUCCGCAAAUUACUCGAUUACGGAGAAUAUUCUCCUGCUGCCCUUAAUUCUAUUCUUCACCACCUUUAUGUUGAUCACCAUUUUCAAGUACGUCUUCAAAUAUGUGGUGCCAACGGUUGUGACGAAUCUCAAUGAUCACGGAGUGGAUCAGACGCAGAAAUCACAGAAUGUGCCUCAGAUUGACUCAGGUUCUGAUCGUUUGGUCCUUUCCGGACAGAGUGUUGAGAAACUUUUGAAUCUUCUGCGACAGAAUUCAACUGUGAGUCUCACAGAAGCGGCAGGAGCUCUUGAGACAGCUGACGGGGAUCGUGUUCAAAUACUGCCCAACACAGAAAGUCAAGUGCAAAGCGCUAUUCUUGAAAAAGAUGAUAAAGAAUCGGAAAAACUCGAAAAACCUGAGAAAGAGAGUGAAAAUAACAAAAAUCCAGAAGAAAUCACAAGUAAAAACACUAAAAGCGAGGCUAACCCAUGACUAUUCCACCUGACGAGCAAAAUUUAUAUAACGAGAAGCAUCAUGGCAUGUAAUUUGUAAUUUAUUAGAGCGCUUUUCCACAAAUUUUCACUAAUAAAAGUCACUAAUAAGAAGCAA
Phlebotomus argentipes is the source of this 1539-nucleotide messenger RNA. RefSeq lists its product as uncharacterized. Bases 67 to 1422 code for a protein of 451 amino acids. The transcript has 3 exons. Lineage: Eukaryota; Metazoa; Arthropoda; Insecta; Diptera; Psychodidae. The record is from RefSeq and is a predicted model, not a curated record.